Messenger RNA from Cinclus cinclus, 1695 nucleotides. RefSeq lists its product as uncharacterized. NCBI's taxonomy places the organism in Eukaryota, Metazoa, Chordata, Aves, Passeriformes, Cinclidae. The transcript has 7 exons. Bases 1 to 990 code for a protein of 329 amino acids. The record is from RefSeq and is a predicted model, not a curated record.
AUGUCUGACAUGGUGACGUUGGAGGCCCCGCCGCCAUCGCUCCGGCCCCCCCGCGGCCCACACGUGACCAGGGAGAACCCCGCGCUGCUUCCGCCCACCAAUCACAGCGCGCGAUCGCUCCUGGAUUUCCGCGUCCGGGCGCUGUUUAUUCCCAGUUCCCUCCCAGUGCUCCCAGUAAGAGCGGUCCUAGCACGGAAAGCGCUCCCAAUUCCUUCCGGGUUCUCUCAGGAUCGCUUCGAGUGCUCCCAGUAUUGGUUCCAGCACUGUGCAGGGCACGGCCACUUUGGAACCCCCCAGGGCAGAGCACGGCUGCUUUUCAGUGUCGGCACCGACCUGGGCCGGGCUGGGAGCGGAGGAGGGGGAGGAAGGAAAGAGGAGCGGGAAGAACAAGAAGGGGAAAGUCAGGAACAUGAGGAAGAGGAGCUGCAAGAGAAAGAGCAGCAGCAGAACCACUCGGCUCCCCCGCCCGCCCGCUCAGGCUGCAGUUCCCCCAACUCUGGCAGCAUCGCCCUGCCCCCCCGGAACCCACAGUGCACCAGCCAGAUGUCAUCACCCAGCAGGGCAGGAGGUGGAACUUGUUCGGCUGUUGACAAGUGGCCCGGAGGAUGUCCCCAUGGCUGCUUCUGGCACGGAGCAUCUGCACUCACCCUGGCACAGACAUCUCCCCAGCUGUGUCCCCAACUGUCCCCCUAUGCCACAUGGACUCAGUGCUCACCAUCCUGGAUACCCUUGAGUCCCCGGCCUGGGACUGUGGAUUUCCUCUUCCAAGAGAUUCAGAGCUGGACCGGCUGCCAGGGGAUGCCGAUGGCACCAGAGCUCAGGCAUCUCAGGCCCCCCAGCUGUCACACUGGGGCGACUCCAGGAGCCACUGCAACCCCAGGCCCCUCGAGGGGUGACCUGUGGUGUCCCUCUGGUGUCACUGGCGAGUCCCCAGCAGAAGCAACAUCACCUCCUCAGCAGGAGGAAGACGAGAAGGAGGUGAGGAUGUGACUGAAACUCCUGCCCGUUCACAUGGGGAGGUCGCCACACGAACGGGGGCCAAGCACAGGUGGAGCAGCGGAGGUACCAUGGGGACUGGGGGGGGACAUGGGGACAGUCCCCAAGGUCCCCUCAGGGGAUGCUGUGGUGGGGGCGGGGGGGAGGGGGUGCAGGGUGGAGCAGCAUCUUCAGGGGGAUGUGGGGAGAUGGAAAUGGCUGGGAGUGACCCCAGAAAUGUUUUCACCACCUCCUCCUGUAACAUGUGGGCCGCCCCCUUCUUUGGGGUGCUGGUAACAAAUUGGCAGAUGGCGGUGACAAAAAGCGCAGGUGCCACCUCGGGGAUUGCACAGAGAGAGGGUCCUGCAGCAUGACCAAGACCCCCCUGACUGAGGGGCACCCCAGGGUGACAAAGGGGGGGGGGGUCAGGGGUGUCCCCAAGGUGUGAGGGGAGCAGGUUUUAUGGGGAAGUGUGGUUGGGGCGCAACAGAAAUGCGUCCAGUCCUGCCGGUGUCCGGAGCACGAGGGGGACAUGGCACCUGUUACCCUGUCACUGUGUCCCCCUGUCUCCCAUCAUCCACUGUACCCCACUGUCCCUUUUGCUGGGCAGCAAGGGGUGGUGGCACUCCUGGAUGGGUGUCCAGGUGGAUCUGCACUCACCUGCUAUGGACAGAGUUGUCAAACGUGAUGUGGGGACACUGGGUUGCACUGUCAUUGGCA